Colius striatus (speckled mousebird) is the source of this 1190-nucleotide messenger RNA. It is a transcript of the gene FKBP6, whose product is annotated as FKBP prolyl isomerase family member 6 (inactive). Bases 1 to 1044 code for a protein of 347 amino acids. The record is from RefSeq and is a predicted model, not a curated record. Gene Ontology annotation, molecular function: peptidyl-prolyl cis-trans isomerase activity; protein binding. NCBI's taxonomy places the organism in Eukaryota, Metazoa, Chordata, Aves, Coliiformes, Coliidae. The transcript has 8 exons.
AUGGCGGGCGGUAGCGGGGCCCGGCGGGGCGCUGAGGGGACGGAGGGCCGUAGCAGGAGCUGCCGGGGCGCUGAGGCGAUGGCGGGCGGUAGCGGGGCCCGGCCCAGGGGCACAGCGGCGCCGGCCCGGUGCCUGUUCCGCAGCCUCAUGCGGACCCAGGGCCUGGAGGAUGUGAGUGGCGAUGGAGGGGUGCGCAAGCAGCAGCUGCGCCCCGGCUCCGGGCAGACCGUGCCCCCGGAUGCCUCCGUGGCAGUGAAGUUCUCUGGGUACCUGGAGCAGUCAGAUGAGCCUUUCUGCACAAACUGCAAGUCUCCUCGACUGGUAAAACUUGGCAAAGAGAUCACACUGCUGGGCCUGAAGGUUGGGCUGCUGACCAUGAAGAAGGAAGAGAUGGCAAUAUUCAUCUUCCUGCCAGAGUAUGCCUAUGGCUCCAUGGGCUGUCCUCCUCUCAUUCCCCCCAAUGCCACAGUCAUGUUUGAAGUGGAAUUGCUGGACUUCAUAGACUCCAAGGAAUCUGACACAUUCUUUCAGUUGUCUGCUGAGCAGCAGGAUACGUUCCCACUACAAAAGGUGCUGAAAGUGGCAGACACACAGAGAGAGUUUGGCAACUACUUCUACUGUAAGAAGCAAUUUGAGACUGCCAAAAGCAAAUACAAAAGGGCAUUGUCUGUCCUUCGCCGUGAGCCUUCUGAUGAGGCAGAGCAGUGUCAGCUCAAGGCUGCCAAGCUACCAGUGCUCCUCAAUCUCUCCAUGACUUACCUGAAGCUGAAAUGCCCUGCCCAAGCUUUGGCAUAUGGGGAGAAGGCCUUGGAGACUGACCAAAGCAAUGUCAAAGCUCUCUUCGUGUGUGGCCAGGCCUGUGUCUGCAUGGCAGAGUAUGAAAAAGCCCGGGAUUUCCUGGCCAGAGCUCAGCACAUCCAGCCAUUUAACCACAGCAUUAACAACGAGCUGAAAAAGUUGGCGUGCUGCUACAGGGACUCCUUGGAAAAGGAAAAGGAAAUGUGCUGCCGAAUGUUUGCUGCUCUCAGAUCUUCCUCUGACUGACCACAAACAGAGGGCUUUGCCAGCUGAUGAGAGGAGCAGUUCCUGGGCAAGAAGGAGACCUGUGCUCUGGUCACACAGAGACCUCAGCACUGCAUCUGUGUUUUGGGUGGAAGGAGCAAGAGCCCUGGCCUGGCCUGAGAAGGGGA